UUUACAUUUUUCACUAAGUUGUACAUAUUGCAAUUUAUGCCUAUAAAGGGAGGACAUUUUUUGUGUGAAUUCCAUCCAAGCUUUAGCUAUUUCUACAAUUAUAUACCAAAGCAAAAAUCUCCCAAUGAAGUUGCAAGCCCUGACCAUUUUCUUGCUUUCUUUUGUAGCAAGUACUCAUGCAGCAAUAUCUCCAGUGGUUUACUGGAAAGUAAAAUUGCCCAAUACUCAAAUCCCAAAAGUCAUCAAAGAUUUCCUUCCCCAAUCAGACGACGUUUCUCCUGAGCUAAAACAAGAUAACACUGACGCUAACGCGAAAGUGUACUAUGGUUUAAGCCAGUAUGGUACUAUUAGUUGGCAUCGUGCUGCUACGAAGGAUGAAAUUCUUCACUUUGCAACAAAAAAGAAUGUGAUCAAACAAGUAACUCGAGGAAACAGUGCUAAAGAAGAAGAUCGCCCUUUGAAGCAAUACUUCUUCUUAGAAAAGGACUUGGAGAAAGGAAACAUUAUCAAGUUUCCUACUCUCCUAAAUAAGAAUGAAGCACCUUUUUUGCCGCGAGAGUCUGUGGAAUCAAUUCCCUUUUCGAUGGAGAAAUUCUCAGAGAUUCUCAAUCAUUUCUCUAUCGAUCGUAAAUCAAAGGAUGCUCAAACGAUAAAGAAAACAAUCGAACUUUGUGAUGAGCCAGAAGUAAAACAUAAAGAGAAGAAAAUGUGUGUAACUUCUUUAGAGUCUAUGGUAGAUUUCGGGUUAUCCUUACUUAGGACAAACAAUAUCCUCGCGAUUACUUCAGAGGUACAAGGGGAAACUCAAAAUUCACAAAGAUACACAAUUGAAAAAGUUCAACAAAUAGCUGAUGGGGAUAGCAUGGUAUGCCACAAGCUUAACUACGUGUAUGCACUACAUUAUUGUCACUUUGCAGGAAGUACGAGAACAUUUAUGGUAUCUAUGAUCGGUGAUGAUGGAACAAAAGUGAAAGCAGUAUCAGUGUGCCAUAAAGAUGCAUCUUUUUGGAACCCUAAGUCAUUACCUUUUAUCGUUCUUAAGGUUAAGCCUGGAACUACACCAAUUUGUCAUUUUCUUAAUGAUGACCAAAUUGUCUUUGUCCCUUCAGAAUAAGCCACUAAGCUAUGUAAAUUUCUCUCGAAAAAGUAGUCAUUCACCUUUUCUGGUACUUUGUGGUUCAUCUGUAAUGUAUCUCUAUCUUUAUAAAUAAUAAUUAUCUUGGCUU
Messenger RNA from Capsicum annuum, 1226 nucleotides. Its product is annotated as BURP domain protein RD22. NCBI's taxonomy places the organism in Eukaryota, Viridiplantae, Streptophyta, Magnoliopsida, Solanales, Solanaceae. The record is from RefSeq and is a predicted model, not a curated record. The coding region runs from base 125 to 1114 and encodes 329 amino acids. The transcript is spliced from 3 exons.